Pimephales promelas (fathead minnow) is the source of this 4268-nucleotide messenger RNA. It is a transcript of the gene ints6, whose product is annotated as integrator complex subunit 6. The record is from RefSeq and is a predicted model, not a curated record. Gene Ontology annotation, cellular component: integrator complex. Lineage: Eukaryota; Metazoa; Chordata; Actinopteri; Cypriniformes; Leuciscidae. Gene Ontology annotation, biological process: snRNA 3'-end processing.
CUCAGAGUGAGGAGAGUCAUGGACGUAAACUAAACAGAAAGUUACCAUGAUAAAAGUUAGGCAUCUCUUUCAAAUUACAACAACAACACCCGUUUCACUUGUAAAUCAACAACCUUUCCCCCCCCAGGGUCUGAGGUUUGCUCAAGUUUACAAGGCAUCGAUCUUUCAACAUUAACUACAGUUAACGUUACACUCUGACAGAAAGAAUGCGCGAGACAGUUAGCAUUAGCCGGCUAGCAGCGUGCUGACAGCAGCGACAAGCGGCGAACAAAAGAUUUCUCGGCAUUUGUCCGCUUGCAUUGACACUCGGUCCAUGUAGAAGGGACGAUUAUCAACACAAUGCCAGUGUUACUUUUUUUGAUAGACACGUCCGCCUCCAUGAACCAGCGCUCCCACUUGGGCACUAGCUAUCUGGACAUAGCGAAGGGCGCAGUUGAGACUUUCCUGAAGCUGAGGAGCAGAGAUCCGGCCAGCAGGGGAGACAGAUACAUGUUAGUGAGUUUCGAGGAAGCGCCGGCAGGAAUAAAGGCAGGAUGGAAGGACAGUCAUGCCACUUUCAUGACCGAGCUGAGGAACCUGCAAGCAGUUGGAUUGACAUCGUUUGGCCAGUCUUUAAGGACCUCUUUUGAUUUGCUCAAUCUCAAUAGAUUAGUUUCGGGGAUAGACAACUAUGGACAGGGUAGAAACCCUUUUUUCUUGGAGCCAGCUAUCAUUUUGGCCAUAACUGAUGGGACCAAGCUGACCAGCAGUUCUGGGGUGCAAGAUGAGUUGCAUUUACCUUUGACAACACCAUUGCCUGGCAGUGAGCUGACCAAAGAGCCCUUCAGAUGGGACCAGCGACUCUUCUCUUUAGUGCUCCGCAUUCCAGGCCACUCCUCUCCUGACCCUGAACCAUUGGGUGGAGUUCCUCUUGACUCUUCUCCUAUUACACCCAUGUGUGAGGUCACCGGGGGCCGCUCGUACAGCGUGUUUUCCCAGAGAAUGCUAAACCAGUGCCUGGAGUCUCUGGUGCAGAAGAUCCAGAGUGGUGUCGUCAUCAAUUUUGAGAAAAAUGGACCUGAUCCUCCUCCAACUGAAGAUGGUCCAGCAGAGAUGAAAUAUGGACCUCAAUCAUGGCACAGUUGUCAUAAGUUGAUCUAUGUCAGACCCAACCCUAAAACUGGUGUUCCUGUUGGCCAUUGGCCUAUCCCAGAGUCCUUUUGGCCUGACCAGAACUCUCCUACUUUGCCUCCACGUGCAUCCCACCCACAAGUAAAGUUUUCAUGUGUGGAUUCAGAGCCCAUGGUGGUUGAUAAAGUGCCCUUUGACAAGUAUGAGCUAGAGCCCUCCCCGCUCACUCAGUAUAUACUGGAGAGGAAAUCACCGCACACCUGCUGGCAGGUUUUUGUGUGUAAUAGCGCUAAAUACGGGGAACUCGGGCAGCCAUUUGGCUAUCUGAAGGCCAGCACAGCUCUAACCUGUGUCAACCUAUUUGUCAUGCCCUAUAACUACCCUGUGGUGCUGCCUUUGCUUGAUGACUUGAUUACUGUACACAAGUUCAAGCCUCCAGCGAAGUGGCGACAAUCUUUUGAAAACUAUCUAAAAACAAUGCCACCCUACUACAUCACUGCCCUGCGGAAAGCACUAAGAAUGAUGGGAGCUCCAAACCUGUUGGCUGACAACAUGGAGUACGGCCUCAGCUACAGUGUUGUGUCGUAUCUCAAAAAGCUCAGUCAGCAGACGAAGGUCGAGGCAGACCGAGUUUGUGCAUCAGUUGGGAAAAAGGCGGUGCCAGAAGGUGGGAUUAAACUUCGCUGCAGAAGCUCCGCCGUCUCUCUGGCCCACAGAAAGGAUUUCACACAGCUGCUACAAAGUAUCAUAGGAGAUGGGCCAGCUCUGCCAAUGGAGGCAAACACCAAGGAGUUUGCCGGCUUUCAAUUAGCUGCUCUGAAUAAAGCAUUAAAACCACAAGGAUUGCGGAACCCCUAUGAUAUCCCAAGAGCUCAUCUGCUGGACCAGCUGAGUCGCAUGAGGCGGAACCUCCUGCAUUCUAGCAUCUGCAUUCUGAAAGGACAAGAUCAAGAUCAGCUUCACAGUGUGCCUAUAGCUCAGAUGGGCAACUAUCAGGACUUCUUGAAGCAUUGCCCGGCCCCUCUGAGAGAGGCAGACCCCGAUCAGCCUAAACGUCUGCACACUUUUGGUAACCCCUUCAAAUUGGACAAGAAGGCGAUGAUGGUGGAUGAGGCAGAUGAAUUUGUUACUGGCACUCAAGGCAAAGGCAAACGUCCUGGAGAGUCCAGUAGUCCUGCUGGGGUAGGGGCCCCCAAACGCAGGCGCUGUAUGUCUCCACUGCUUCGGCCGGGACGGGCAUAUACACCUCCCAAAACACCACCCAGAACAGCAGAUAACGAUUGCACAGAAUUGGAAAACCUCAUCACCAACCAUUUCGAGUCAAACAACAACAACUCUGACAAGGAGCUGAGUCCUGUGCCAGAGUCUGAACCAAUCGAGCAAAGAAACAACCUUCAGUUGGAUGAGAUUGAGAUCCAGCAGGACAGAGUUCAGGAAAACGGUCAAUCCAGCGAGAGCGAGCUCUCUCUGGGCAGUGAGGGUGAAGAGGAAGUCCCGUGCCGCUACCCUUCCCCCUGCCAGCUGAAGAAACUCAGAAACGAAGAGAGCCAGGAGCUAAACUCUGAACUCCGAGUGCUCAUCACCAAGGAGAUCCGGAAACCUGGAAGACGUUAUGAGAAAAUCUUCUACCUCCUCAAGCAAAUCCAGGGCAGUUUGGAAACACGUCUGAUCUUCCUGCAAAGCAUAAUCAAAGAGGCUGCCAGGUUUAAGAAGAGGGUCUUGAUUGAGCAGCUGGAGAACUUCUUAGAGGAGAUUCACUUAAGAGCCAACAGCAUGAAUCAUCUGGACGGUUUCUGAGCACUCCAUCUGCCCUAUUUGAAAUACUCGCACACAGAUCUGCACUAUUUAUGUAACGUUACUUGGGACUUGUGUGUCUCCAGUUUUUAUCAGUAUUGAAGCUGAUUUUAUUGAUGAGGACUUGAUGGGUUGUCUUUAAACCUCAGGACUGGGGGGAUAUGGGAAUGUUUCUGUCAGAUGGUCAUAAACGCACUGCUCCUUUUCUUUUUCUUAGACAUUAUUUCCUAUCUAAUUGUGCCAAAGAGAACUGGUUGAAUGGCAUCAGAUUCCGCCUCAUCUCAUUUGCUUUUUUGUUUUCUCCUCCCAGUUCCCUGUGACAUUCUGACACGUGGCACUGAUCACCAAUGUGUUUUCAAAUUUAGUUUCAAUCAAGAAUAGAGUUUGGAAACUCACUGCUGCAUUCAGUUUCAGACAAGAUUAUUUACUGGAAAGUAGAUCUUUAUCAGCAAUAUUCUUCUCCAAUUAAAAGGCGAGUUACAAAGCAAUUCUUUAAUGUUGGAGGUUCGAGUGACUGAGGUUUUAUAAUUAAAUGUAGUCUUGUACACUCCGGAAAGCAUUGUUUAUUAUAAAUUAAAAUCUCAGGAAUGAUGUUGCAAAAGAUUUAGCUUUUGGCAGUAGAGGAACAUCUUUCUGAAGUUUUGUUUGCCUGAAAAUCUAAAAAAGCUCUUAUCUAUUAAAAAAAAAAGUUACUUUUUUUUUUUUUCCAUUCUUAAGCCACCCAUAAUUAUUCCACCUGGCUUCGAUAACGUUGCUUCUAGCAAAAGAGGUUUAUAUCAUGGUGUUCAGAACACAGAACCAUGGCAAAUUUAUGUGAAUAAGUAAGGACUAGAAGUAACAGGAAUAUAAAUUUUUAUAUCUUUGCUGAAAAUGCAAAUGACAGUUCUGCAUUAAGUGACAAAAUUUGAUUUACAAAAGUAACAACCAGAAGGAUCUAAUGAAAUGAUGUAAAGUUGAUAUUUAAUCAUCCAUGAUAGUCAAGAGCCACUUACUCAUUGACAUGGGAAGUUGCUGCUAAUGUAUUCCUACUUGACUGCCAAAUUUUCAGUAUCCCUUAGCUUUUUUUGGAUUUUUUUGUGUCUCACCCUCCUAACCCUGCACCCUGUAGGGACCAAAUCUUCAUCAUAAAUGUUAUAGAUAAGUCUGUGGCUUAUUAAAAAGAAAAAGUAUUUUAUUAUACUGUAUAUUUGUACAUAGUGACAUUGAAAAAUAUUAUUUAAGAGAAUGUUUUGGUGGAAAGCCUUUUUUUUGUAUGUAUUUGAAUAAAGUCUAUUUUACACUGUGAAUAGUCAUGUAAAUAAGUGACAUUUUUCUGUCAUUAAAUUCUCAGUGGCACAAUGUCAUUAAAAGGAUUGCAAAUCUUA